Messenger RNA from Nicotiana tabacum (common tobacco), 1367 nucleotides. Lineage: Eukaryota; Viridiplantae; Streptophyta; Magnoliopsida; Solanales; Solanaceae. The record is from RefSeq and is a predicted model, not a curated record.
CUCCUUUUUCAGAAUUCAGAACCUUUUCAUCUUUAUUCUCUACCAUCAACACAACACAUAAAAAAAUCCAAUUGCUUAAAACUCAUAACAAACAAAAUGUAUCAACCAAUUUCGACCGAGCUACCUCCGACGAGUUUCAGUAGUCUCAUGCCAUGUUUGACGGAUACAUGGGGUGACUUGCCGUUAAAAGUUGAUGAUUCCGAAGAUAUGGUAAUUUAUGGGCUCUUAAGUGACGCUUUAACUGCCGGAUGGACGCCGUUUAAUUUAACGUCCACCGAAAUAAAAGCCGAGCCGAGGGAGGAGAUUGAGCCAGCUACGAUUCCUGUUCCUUCAGUGGCUCCACCUGCGGAGACUACGACGGCUCAAGCCGUUGUUCCCAAGGGGAGGCAUUAUAGGGGCGUUAGGCAAAGGCCGUGGGGGAAAUUUGCGGCGGAAAUAAGGGACCCAGCUAAAAACGGCGCACGGGUUUGGCUAGGGACUUAUGAGACGGCUGAAGAAGCCGCGCUCGCUUAUGAUAAAGCAGCUUACAGGAUGCGCGGCUCCAAGGCUCUAUUGAAUUUUCCGCAUAGGAUCGGCUUAAAUGAGCCUGAACCGGUUAGACUAACCGCUAAGAGACGAUCACCUGAACCGGCUAGCUCGUCAAUAUCAUCGGCUUUGGAAAAUGGCUCGCCGAAACGGAGGAGAAAAGCUGUAGCGGCUAAGAAGGCUGAAUUAGAAGUGCAAAGCCGAUCAAAUGCUAUGCAAGUUGGGUGCCAGAUGGAACAAUUUCCAGUUGGCGAGCAGCUAUUAGUCAGUUAAGAUAUGAGCUAAGAACUCAAUUGUUAAGUUUGGAGUGAAUAGAAACAGCAAACUACUCCACUUUGCUCAUAGUUGGACCAAGGAGGCCAUUUGUAUUAUGUCUAUGGCGUGUAAAGUGUCACCUUUCAGUUUAAAAACAGUAUUUCUUGUCCUCACUUUGGAUUGAUUAAAUGGAUAAUACUCGCUUUCGACUGGGUUACUCUAGUGGUGAGCACCCUUCACUUUCAACCAAGAGGUUGUGAGUUCGAGUCACCCCAAGAGCAAGGUGGUGAGUUCUUGGAGGGUGGGAGCCGAGGGUCUAUCGGAAACAGCCUCUCUAUCCCAGGAGGGUAGAGGUAAGGUCUGCAUACAAACUACCCUUUUCAACCUCCACUAGUGGAAUUAUACCGAGUAAAGUGCCAAAAGGUCGUAAAUAAUAAAGGACGUUGUCGUUAGCACUAUAGAAUGACAACCAAAGUAUAUCUUCUUAAUUGAGUGAAAAUUAAUUAAAACCAAAAGGUUCAUAUUAGUAAAGGAAUUAAGUUACUAUUAUUCGCUCUGAUCCAUAAUAAGUGAUCAUUUUACUUUUU